AUGUCUCUCCACUCGGACCUCGUCCAGGAAUCGAAACUCGAGACGACCUUCUUCCCGAGCCACACCCGACACACCUUCUACCAGCGCGGGACGACAGGCCGCGAACGAAGACUCAAGGUCGAGGAGCAAUGGACGCGGAAGAAGCGCCUCGGCCAGGGCGCCUACGGCACCGUCUGGUUGGAGACGUGCGAUCGGCCCGCGAGGCAGAGCGUACCGGCCGUCCGGGCCGUCAAGGAGAUACCCAUCGACGCCGCCAAGUCGGACAAGGUUGAAUACCUCCAAGAGCUGGAGGCCAUCAUGAAGUUUUCUCAGUCACGGUACACACCCUGUUUCGUCCAGUCCUUUGGCUGGUUUGAAGGUCCCGAGUCCAUUUACAUCACGAUGGAGUACAUCGCCAAGGGAGACCUGCAGCAACAUCUUAGACAUCCCAUCCCCGAACGGGAGACCAAGAUGGUUGCUUUCCAGCUGGCGGAAGGCCUCGAGCACAUGCACACGAACGGCUUCACGCACAGGGACCUGAAGCCAGGGAACAUACUUGUCGUCUGCGGCAGUCCCAACUGGCUUGUGCAAAUAUCAGACUUCGGCAUCAGCAAGCGGCUGCGAUCUGAUCAGUCCACCCUCGGCACUAUCCGCAAGGGGACGCUGGGCUUCAUGGCUCCAGAGAUGCUCGGCUUCGUGAAGGACAGGGGGUACCCGCACGCCGUCGAUAUCUGGUCCUUAGGGGCCGUGGUGUACCGCAUGUUGACGAACGGUUCCCUGCUCGCAGACUUCUCGCAGCUUCACAAGUACGCGCUGGGCGAGGCCUCGCUGCCGACCGAGGACCUCGACUCAUGUGGCGCAACGCCAUCUCUCAGGGACCUUUUAAACCAGCUCCUUGCGCCGUCGCCUAGGACGCGACCGUCCGCCACGCAUGUUUUGGAGCACGAAUGGUUCAAAAACGAUAUCGGAACCUCGUUGGAAGAUACCGUGGAAACCGGGGGGGACGAUGAUCUUGCUGGCAAACUCCAGCUUGAUGCCCUUGGCUUCCGCCACGAGGCCCCGGAUUCCACUGACGAAACAGGUGACUCCUACUCCGCUGCCUGGAGUACUGUCGUGUUAUCGGAAACGACAACCCGGCCAUUGGAAGGGAAGACUGUGAACAAGCCAGCGGCCGAAACGGCCGAGGGCAUCGUCAGUUCCGGCACGGUCGAAGGCCCGGACGAGAAUGCGUUAGACGCUGUCAGUAACGAAAACACCAUCCCGGUACAGCCUCACAUUCCACUCACAACGACACGUUGUACUACGGCAGAGGCCCAAACGUCAGAGAUACAUGUCGAACAAGGCUACAGCGCUUCUCAUGUCGAAUCCCAAAAAGUCGAACUCGACACUGUCGUCAUCCCGAUUCCCAUGGGCGAUAGGGACGAUGUUCCACCCUCCAGAACACUUCCAUGGACGCCGCUUCACACCGCCUCGAAAUACGGUCAAAUCGAACGCGUCAGGAGAUUCGUCGAGGAGGGGGCGGACUUCACGCUUGCGAUCUCCAGCGGCUCGACGCCACUCUCCUUGGCCUCGUCCAACGGCCACCCAGACGUGGUGAAAUUGCUUCUCGACAAGGGGGCGAGCUGCAAUGUCGUCAACAACAGCGGGUGGACGCCGCUCUGCGCCGCGCUGUCCGGGGGCCAUUGUGAAGUCGCCAAGCUGCUCAUCCUGAAUGGAGCAGAUGUUACAGCAGCAAUCUCUGACGGGGGGACGCCACUGCAUGUGGCCGUAAGCAACGGCUACCCAGACGUCGUGAAGCUGCUCCUCGAGAGAGGGGCGGAUCCAAACGCUGCCACCAACGAGGGCUGGACGGCUCUCUCUUGGGCCUCAGACCGCGGCAAUGUCGACCUUGUCAAGUUGCUCCUCGACUGGGGAGCCAACAGCAACGCCUCGGUCACCGCUAACAUAUCAACGCCGCUUCACAUAGCCGUGAGUGCCGGCCACCUCGAGGUUGUCAGGCUGCUCCUCGCCAAGGGGGCAGACUGCAACAUCACAACUGGCAGCGGUUGGACGCCGCUCCAUUCUGCCGUGAAAUACGGUCAAACGAAGUCGGCCGAGUUGCUGCUCGAGUAUGGGGCGGACGUCGCCCGGGCCGACAAGCUGGGGUGGACGCCGCUCCUGGGGGCGGCAGACGGGGGGAAUCUUUCGAUCGCCAUCCUGCUGCUCAGCAAGGGGGCAAAUACCGCAGCCACCACCGCAGACGGCUGGACGGCGCUUGGGUUCGCCUCCGCCCGGGGCGAUUUCGGCCUCGUCAAACUCCUACUCGAGAGGGGGGCCGACCCCAAGGUUGCUUCCGCAGGGCUGACGCCGCUCGGCCUGGCCACGAACAACGGCCAUGAGCUGGUUGCCAAGCUGCUCCGCGACAAGAUGAGCCUCAACUCCUUUUUUCCUCGCGUUGGAAAUUCAAGACGCACUUUCCGUCUACGAAAUAAAGGAUUUACAACAGUUACUUUCUCCAAGACCAAAUAA
Messenger RNA from Colletotrichum higginsianum IMI 349063, 2487 nucleotides. Its product is annotated as Calcium/calmodulin-dependent protein kinase type 1B. Gene Ontology annotation, biological process: innate immune response; protein phosphorylation. Gene Ontology annotation, cellular component: cytoplasm. The record is from RefSeq and is a predicted model, not a curated record. Gene Ontology annotation, molecular function: ATP binding; protein binding; protein kinase activity. The transcript is spliced from 3 exons. The coding region runs from base 1 to 2487 and encodes 828 amino acids. NCBI's taxonomy places the organism in Eukaryota, Fungi, Ascomycota, Sordariomycetes, Glomerellales, Glomerellaceae.